Molecule: messenger RNA, 2067 nt
Organism: Labeo rohita (rohu)
Lineage: Eukaryota; Metazoa; Chordata; Actinopteri; Cypriniformes; Cyprinidae
Exons: 18
Coding region: 149-2032 (627 amino acids)
Molecular function (GO): protein binding; RNA binding; metal ion binding
Source: RefSeq, a predicted model, not a curated record
GCAUGCGUGUUAGCGCGCACUGUGUGCAAAGGUGGAGAGGAAUCUCGAGAAAACACGAUUGGAAGGAAUGUUAAACCAUCUGGAAGUUACUUAAAUAUCUUAUAAUUUAGAAUUACUUAGUUUAAUAUAUAUAAAUAUUUUCGCUAAAAUGUCAAGAAAGAACACUAUGGGACCAGAUUACUUCCGGCUGAGUGCUAAUGAGCGCCUCAUGCGGACUCACGAGACAGUGGUGGAUUUGAUAAAUGGUAGACAUCCAAGCCACAGCUACUUUGAUGUAUUAAGUAAUUUUGGUUGUGGAUUUGUUCCGGAAUUGGACAGCUUCGCAAAUCAAUAUGCAGAGUAUGUUUCAUCUGAUGAGGAUUAUUAUGAUUAUGAUGACGAUAAGUAUGCCAUCCGUACCAACAACAGAUACUGUGGCUUUCCUCGCAACUUUCUUGAAAGAGUUCCACCAAAACCAUCCAAACACAUAACAGCUGAGGAAGCAGAAAGAAAUGCAAAAGAACUAGUGGAUGAAGAAGAAAAACUAAAGAAAAAAGCAGAAAAGAAAAAACAGAAAAAGAUGAGACAGAAGGAGAGACGUCGACUGGAAAAAUUAGAGAAGGAGAAUGCAGAUAAAGAAAAAAAUAAACCGGUACAAGUUGACCCUGGACUAGAAAAGACUAAACAUUCAGAUAAAAAUGAAAAUAAAAUUAAAAACAAAAAUUAUUCAUCUGUGCCUCCUGGUUCUCAGCGCGCCUCAGCACCUGUGCAGAGUAGUGAUAGCAGUAGUGAAGAUGAAGAUGACGAAGACUCAACUAUAGAUCCAGAGGAGCUUGAUAUGAGUAGCUGCUUUGUGUCAAACGCAGCUGCUAUCGCCAAACGCAAACUGGAACAAAAACCCAAACAUGACAAGAAACAUGCUCAAGCAACCUCAAAAAAACAGCCUGGGUCUGAGCAGAAAGACACCUCUCCACCACAAAAACAGAUUAAUAACAAGGAGGAGAAUUCAUCAGAGGAUACAGUCAAUGCAAAUUACUUUAUUACAAGAAGUGUGGAGCUGGCAGUUAUAGGUAACCAGUACGCCAGCGCAGGAAACCUGGAUAUGGCUGUGAAAUAUUUUACAGAUGCUAUAAAACACAAUCCUCAAGAGUAUAAGUUAUUUGGGAAUCGUUCUUACUGCUAUGAAAAGAUGCUGCAGUAUGAGAAAGCUUUAAAUGAUGCUGAUAUUGCUCUUUCUAUGAACCCCAAAUGGGUUAAAGGGCUUUACAGAAAAGGCAAAGCGCUAGUUGGACUGAAGAGAUACUAUGAAGCCAGACUUACAUAUAAUGAAGUGUUAAAACUGGACAGCACUUGUAAGGACGCAGCUGAGGAGAUGAUGAGGGUGCAGCUCAUGCAGCUUAUGGAAAUGGGGUUCACUAAAGAGCAGAGUUCAAACGCCCUUAUUCUUCAUGGAACUGUAGAAAAAGCCUUAGAAAGUCUCUCUGGCCUGUCAGGUUUAAACCCCGUCUUAGUGCCCGGAGAACGCACGUUUAUGUCUGUAGAGCAAAACCCACAAUCUCCAGCAAAAUUCCCUCUCAGACCUCUUCCUCAGAAUCAGUCUCGACCCAGUAUGCCACCCGCUGCUCCACUUCAUCAUCCUCCUCCAGAGCUAUUCCCUGUCUGGGUCGGAGAUCUGGUGCCUUCUAUAACAGCGGCAAAGCUUUAUGAAUUAUUCAGCUCUGCUGGGCACGUCCAUAAGGUAAGAGUGUUACAAAUGAGACACUGUGCAUUUGUUAACUACACCAAGAAGGAGGACUGUGAGAAAGCCAUAAGAGAUUUCCAUGGUUAUGCCAUUGAUGGGACAACUCUAGUGGUGCGUUAUCCAGAUAGGAUUCACACACGUCUUGGAGUGUCCAGAGAUGCAUCUACAGAGUCUUCAGGGAAGAAUGGUAAACAGCCUGAUGAGUGUUAUUUUUGGAGGACAAACGGAUGCGUUAAGAAUGAGCGCUGCACUUACAAGCAUAUACCAGAAAACAAGGGCAUCGACCGAAAUAAAGCCAAUCCAAACCAGUGAUUCCCAGCACACAGACAGGGAUUUAAACACCUCAA